AACUGCAGUGUACUGGAACUAACCAUUUCUAUGCUACCUAGCUAGCUAUAGCACUGCCUUAGUAUUUAAAAACAGAAACCAAAAUACAGUUUCAUGUCUUCCCUCUCUUCUACUUACCCAGCAUGCAAUGUCUAUAGUAAUCUCCUAUAAAUGUUGGCAUUUAAGAAAAAAGAAAAUAUUGUGCGUGUGUGUGUGUGUGUGUGUGUAUAUAUAGAGGGGGCCCUGCGCUUUGCCUCCUACUAUGGAGACCACAUGGUGCUCCAGAAGUCUCCAGAGAGCGCUGUGCUGUGGGGCUAUGGCCCUGAGGGUGCUCAGGUGACCGUCACCUUGUCAGGACCCUCUCAACAGAAAAAAUCAUUGGUCAAUGUGGCAAAAGGUAUCUGGCGUGUCACCCUUGACCCGGUUGAAGCCGGUGGUCCCUACAAUUUGACGGCAGUCGUUCAGAGCAGCACAGCCGCUCUGACAGAUGUGCUGUUUGGAGAUAUUUGGCUGUGUGGAGGGCAGAGCAACAUGUGGUUACAAACAUCUAAGAUUUUCAAUGCGUCAGAGGAGCUGGACCUUGCAGCGAAGUAUCCUCAUGUGAGGACUUUUAUGGCAGCCUUAAACCUGAGUGAAAUUGAGCAAACUGAUUUGCUUCAAGUGGAGCAUACCUGGGCUGUGCCGCCAGAAAAUGUGGCAGACUUCUCUGCAGUGUGCUGGCUCUUUGGACGCUACUUGUAUAAGACGCUGCAGUACCCCAUAGGACUAGUGGAGUCCUGUUGGGGGGGCACACCUGUCGAAGUCUGGUCAUCUUCAAGAGCACUGAAGCGGUGUGAACUGCUGCAAACCUACAACAAUCCUAAAGAGAAUUCGAUCUUGUGGAAUUCAAUGAUUCACCCGCUGCUCAACAUGACCAUCAAAGGAGCCAUCUGGUACCAAGGUGAGGCGAAUGCAGACUAUCAUCAAGAUCAGUACAACUGUUCCUUCCCUGCUAUGAUUGAUGACUGGAGGAUGGCAUUUCACCAGGGCUCGGGGGGGCAGACGGCUCACGACUUCCCGUUUGGAUUUGUCCAGCUGUCCACCUACGAAAAAGGCUCCAAGAGUGACGCUUUUCCGAACAUCCGCUGGCACCAGACCGCAGACAAAGGCUUCGUCCCGAAUCCCCGGAUGCAGAAAACCUUCAUGGCCGUGGCUUUAGAUUUACCGGAUGCAACAUCACCAUUUGGCACGAUCCAUCCACGGGACAAGCAGGAUGUAGCCUACAGACUGACACUGGGAGCAAGGGCAGUGGCUUAUAAUGAGAAGGACGUGUCCUUCCAAGGGCCUUUCCCCAAGCUAAUCCUGUCGGCUCAUGACUUUAUCAACAUAACCUACGACCAGAAUGUCUCUGUCACACCAUCUAAAGACAUCUUUGAGAUCUGUUGCUCAGAGAUUCAGACUCCAUGUGGGCCUAAGUCUUCCUGGGUUCCAGCUCCCAUCAUGCACUGGGGUCCGGCCACCGUUCAGUUAUCUACCAGUUUGUGUCAGUCUACUGAUAAAGUAGCUGCCCUCCGAUAUGCAUGGGGAGACUGGCCUUGUGACUUUAAAGCCUGUUCGGUCUACAGCGCCAGCAGGAUUUUACCUGCGCCUCCUUUUAUUACCAACCACUCUCCAGCCAAAGGAAACCAGGAACUGUAAGAAGACAAAGUGAUGGAAAAAGUGCCUUUUUUCUUUUAGGUCAAAAUGAGCUGAUUGGACCGAUAUGUAGUCAGAUUUACCACAAGAUGACGACACGGUGGAUUGUUACUGAGAAAGCUAAAUUUUGCAGUUUUUCAAAGAUUAAUACACUUCAGAGGGAAGAAUUUAUUUUAUUUUUCUUAUACUUGUCAGUUUGUUUUGAUUUGACUUAAGGCAAUCAAUUUGGGUAAGUAAUAAGUGAGUCUGCUCAGAGUGGGCCAGUGCCAUUUUGGUUACAUUGAUUAUCCUGUAGACAAUCUAUGAUGUUACAACCACUGCUAAUAAUUACUGGACCGUGUGUAGAAAAGCAUGACUGAUGUUUUAUUUGAACAAAACUCUGGAUUUUCAAGUUUACAACACAAAUUAAUUUUUGUAACUGAACAUUAUUUGCACGAAUAAAUGAUAAAACUAA
Molecule: messenger RNA, 2107 nt
Organism: Anarrhichthys ocellatus (wolf-eel)
Lineage: Eukaryota; Metazoa; Chordata; Actinopteri; Perciformes; Anarhichadidae
Gene: siae
Product: sialic acid acetylesterase
Exons: 9
Coding region: 151-1656 (501 amino acids)
Biological process (GO): carbohydrate metabolic process
Molecular function (GO): sialate O-acetylesterase activity
Source: RefSeq, a predicted model, not a curated record